CGCCUCCUCCCCAACCACAAGUAAACUCGAAGUUCCAUACAACUGGCACUUUCUUCCAACCUCAAUUGACCACGAUUGACCCAUCAUCAAUCAACCACUCACCCCCUCAUUCAGCCCUCAACAUCCAGUCUCAAUCCUCCUCCACCCAACCCAAAAGAACUUACCCUCACCAACCUACUCCCUCAAAAAAGAAAAACCAAAAGACAACCGCCCAAAAUGUCACCCCUGGAUCAAGCCCUCCACCAAAUCGACACCCUCCACAGCACCGACCCAACCAAAACCCCAACAGGAACACCAUACGAACUGCACUACGCCCAGAGAAUGACCGCCUGGCUGCACAAACACACGCCCGACCCCUCGCCGACCCUCCAACUCGCCAUCCGUGCGCAACACCUAAAACGCUGGGAAGUGCCACGGGCAACCUACCCAGAGGGGAAAGCGGGGUACUACGCGUGGCGGACGGGGCUGGCGCGGCGGCAGGCGGAGAUAGCGGAGGGGGUGUGCGUGGGGUGCGGGAUGAGCGAGGCUCACGCACAGCGCGUGGGCGCGUUGAUCCGGAAGGAAGGAUUGCGGGGUGGGGAGGAUGUCGAGGCGCAGAUCCUGGAGGAUGUGGCUUGUUUGGUGUUUUUGGAGGAGCAGCUGGAGGGGUUUGAGGUUGGUGUUGAGGAGGGGAAGGUGGUUGCUAUUUUGCGGAAGACGUGGGGGAAGAUGUCUGCGCGGGGCAGGGAGUUGGCGUUAUCUGAGGUGGAUUUGGGGGUUAGAGGACGGGAGUUGGUUCGGUUGGCUUUGGGGGAGUCUUAGAUUUAUUCUUAUUGAAAAAAUUGGGUGGUGGUAUAUUUAUGGUUCUUUGUUAUGGGUUGAUUCAAAGAUCUGAGUCCUUAUUAAGAAUAAACGCCCGUCUUUAUCCGUGGUA
Aspergillus homomorphus CBS 101889 is the source of this 913-nucleotide messenger RNA. Its product is annotated as DUF4202 domain-containing protein. The coding region runs from base 217 to 801 and encodes 194 amino acids. NCBI's taxonomy places the organism in Eukaryota, Fungi, Ascomycota, Eurotiomycetes, Eurotiales, Aspergillaceae. The record is from RefSeq and is a predicted model, not a curated record. The transcript has a single exon.